Molecule: messenger RNA, 2416 nt
Organism: Leguminivora glycinivorella
Lineage: Eukaryota; Metazoa; Arthropoda; Insecta; Lepidoptera; Tortricidae
Gene: MRG15
Product: mortality factor 4-like protein 1
Exons: 7
Coding region: 224-1279 (351 amino acids)
Biological process (GO): regulation of DNA-templated transcription; chromatin organization
Cellular component (GO): NuA4 histone acetyltransferase complex; nucleus
Source: RefSeq, a predicted model, not a curated record
UAUGAGUGUAUAGUAUCUGAAACGUGCUUUGCUUAUAAUGGAACGGAAUAUUAGCUUGUGCUGUUGACCCCAUUUUACUUUUCUGUCACAUUUAGCAAAUUCUAUAAUUCGAACCUUCUUACAUGUGCAUAGAGCUUAAUUUUAAAUAUAGCUUGUUUUGGCAUACCAUUUGCAAUUGAUUCAUGUUGCUUCGAUGUGUUAUUUUCAUUGUGAAUAAAUAAAUAUGGCACCGAAGCAAAAGUUUGCUGAAGGUGAGAAAGUAUUGUGUUUUCACGGUCCUCUGAUUUACGAGGCAAAAUGUCUGAAAAGCAGCGUUACUAAGGACAAACACGUUCGUUAUCUCAUACAUUAUGCAGGAUGGAAUAAAAAUUGGGACGAGUGGGUUCCGGAAAGUCGUGUCUUAAAAUAUAACGAGGCAAAUGUACAGCGGCAGAAGGAGGUGCAGCGAGCACAUUCAGCCCAGCCUGCGAAGACCAAGAAAACCCCAGCAAAAGGCCGGAAAUCUGAGACAGCUGCCACUGCCACACCUGGGAAAGAGGAGGCAGCCACACCAGCUGCGAGCAAGGGCCGCAAGUCCGAGGCGGCUCGCGACGAGUCCCGCGCCUCCACCCCCGCUGGCAAAGAUGCAGAGACUUCAGCAGCAGGCAAGGCCAGCAAGACCUCCAGCAAAGACACGCCUGCCGACUCCGGGUCUGACCAGCCCAAGAAAAAACGCGGCCGUUUGGAUCUAUCAAUCGAAUCCGAAGAGCAAUACCUAGCUAAAGUAGAAGUGAAGAUAAAAAUCCCCGAAGAACUGAAAGUCUGGCUCGUGGAUGACUGGGAUGUCAUCACAAGGCAGCAGAAACUGGCCAUCCUCCCGGCCAAGCUCACGGUUGAACAAAUAGUUGACAACUACCUAGCGUUCAAGAAAUCCAGCAAAACACAUAACCAAGCGAAGGAAUCGGUCUUAGUAGAUAUUACUGAAGGUAUCAAAGAGUACUUCAAUGCUACAUUAGGAUCUCAACUCUUAUAUAAGUUCGAAAGACCUCAAUAUAGUGAGAUAUUGCAGGAAUACCCCGAUACUCCUAUGGCACAAAUUUAUGGUUCCAUACAUUUGCUCCGGCUUUUCUCCAAAAUGGGUCCAAUGUUGGCUUAUACAGCGCUGGAUGAAAAGUCCCUACAACAUGUGUUAACACAUAUACAGGACUUUUUGAAGUAUAUGGUGACGAAUAGAUCUACUUUGUUCAAUCUACAAGACUAUGGGAAUGCUACGCCUGAGUACCACAGGAAGGUACAAUAGUACUUUGUAAACCGCCUGGUUGUUUGUGAUGAACAAAAUGCUUAACCAAGACGAGUGAGUAAUAAGGACUGUUGAUAUUAAGUUGCGUUCCUUUGAAUUCGAUAAAAAAGUAUUUUUCUAUCACUAGACAAGUCUGUAAUCUUGAGUUUUGCAUGCCAUACAUUGUAACGCCAUCUAGUUAAUCUUCACAACUUCUUACCCUGUGGUACAAAAUGAGUGCCCUAGAUGGCGCCACAAUGUACUUCGAUCGAAAUGAAAAGUUAAAAUAUCGCUUAUAUACGGAGUUCAAAGAAAGGCAACUUUUGAUAUUAGUCUGUUAUUUACAUCUGUUAGAAUAUUGUUCGAAAAACAUAAUUAUAUUUUAAAAUUGCUAAAAUGAAUUAGAUCAAACUGAUAGUUUUUUACCGAAAUAGACAGCGAAAAGCAAUGUUAUGAAAUGUUUGUGUAGUUCUCAUUAAAAAGGUACCUUUAUUGUUGGCUCUCAAUAACGAAACUGAUUUAUUUAUGAAUUAGCUUGAAAAUCGACUAGUGCUUUUUAGAAGAGUACGUCACAUUUGAGGUUUUUCUUUGGUUAAAUACAGGUCUUUUACUUUUAUUUUGCUAUGGGACCCUAAAUCGAGUAAAACCGGGCUGGUGAGGUAGUUUAGUUUAAGAUUGACUGAAUGUUUGAAGUAAAAGUAUUCAAUACUGUUAAUAUUGUUAAAAAUAUUCCUGUAAUAUGCAAGUUACGACAUAUUAUAAAUAGUAUAACAAAUACACGGUACACUUGAGGUCAAAAAUAGUAAUCUGGAAAUUUUAGUGUCAAGUGCAAAAUUAGUUUAUGAUAUUGACUGUACCUUAGCUAAGUAUAUAGUGUUGUGUAUGUGUAAGUACUGUAAGUUUAAAAGGUCUAAAAACAAUAUUUUGUGAGAUGUAGUUUAGAUCGAUUUGCAAGAGCUGGCACGAAUCUGAAGAGUGAAUGGAAAUAUAAUAACAUUAAUCAAUAAAAUGUGGCGUUUUCAAUGGUGGUAUUGUCUGAUACAACUGUCAUGUCACUCAUACAAUAAAAACCGGCCAAGAGCGUGUCGGGCCACGCUCAGUGUAGGGUUCCGUAGUUUUCCGUAUUUUUCUCAAAAACUACUGAACCUAUCAAGUUCA